GUCGACAGCCUGGCACGACCAUUUAGGUCCAAGUAUUGGGAUGAGGUGGUGGGUUUUGGGGAUAGUGUAUAGGUGCAGGGUUAGAUGGUAGAGAAAUUAAAGAUUUCCCGAUUCCCCAGUGACCAAAAUGUGCAAUCCGCACUCCGACCUGCGAAAGGCAGCAAUACGCAACACAGCGUCUAGUCUCCCGGAAAUUUACACGAAGAAGAAGACUCUGCAAUGGAGGUCCCAGGACCAGAUAGCGACUGGAGAAGCCCUGCAUUCCGACAGAAAGUUGUUGCACAAAUUGAAGAGGCGAUGAGAAAGGCUGGGACUGCACACACGAAGUCCAGCAAUGAUAUGGAGAACCAUGUCUAUGUCAAAGCCAAAUCUAGAGAAGAAUACUUGUCCCUGGUAGCAAGGUUGAUCAUUCAUUUCAGAGACAUUCAUAAAAAGGCGCAAGGAGGUGGUCCUGAUCCCAUGAAUGCCCUGACAAAUCUCCCAGGUGUUCCAGGGGUUCCAGGGGGCAUCGGUAUGGGGCCUCGGCCACCUGGUGCGCCCAUGGGUGGAAUGGGGCAGAUGCAAAUGAGUCAGCAUGCCAUGGCAGGAGUGGCUGGAAAUCCUCAAUCGAUAGGAGGUCCAGGGCAGAUGCAGAUGCAGCAGAUUGCCCAGCAGCAGGCCCAGCAGCAGGCCCAGCAACAGUCCAUCCAGUUCCAGCAGUUCCAGGCACAGCAGCAACAGACAGCCAUGCAACAACAGCAACAGACGGCCAUGCAGCAGCAGCAGCAGCAGCAGCAGCAGACAGCAAUGCAACAACAGACAGCCAUACAACAGCAGCAGUUUCAGGUCCAGCAGCAGAUGAAGCUGCAACAAUUACAGCAGCAACACCAUCAGAACCAACAGCUCCAACAGCAGCACCAAAACCAGCAGCAGCAGCAGUCCCAAAACCAGCAACAACAGAACCAGAUGCACCCAUCAAGGCACCAGCAACAGCAGAUUCAGUUACAACUCCAACAGCAGCAUGCACAGUCCAUCCAGCACAUGGUCCAGCAACAACAGCAGCAACAGGUUCAGUCUCAGCCCCAGCCGACCCAGCUGCCCCCCCACUCCCAGCAGCAGCAGGGCAUGGUGCCCCAGUCUCUGGCUGGGCAGAUGGCCCCCACACAGCAUGUGCCCAUCAGCUCACUCAGUCAGCAGCAGCAGCAACAGCAGCAGCAGCAACAGCAGCAGCUCAAGAUCCAAGCCUUGCAGGCUAGAGCAUUGCAGCAGCAGCAGCAACAGCAGCAGCAGGCCCAGCAGGCAGCGCAGCAAGCCCAACAGGCGGCGGCUCAGGCCCAGCUAGCGGCAGCUGUACCUGGCCAGAUGAUGAUGCCCCGCCUUGGGAUGCAAAUUCCGCCCCGGUUGCCCCGCGCUGCCUCGAACCCCGCCAUACCUCCAAACUCUGCUGCCGUGGGAGGACAGCAGUUACCACAGGUGCAGCAGCACCAGAUGAUGUCAUCGCCCUCGCCGGUACAGGUGCAGACACCCCAGUCCAUGCCCCCCCCUCCCCAGCCACAGCCAUCGCCACAGCCCCCAUCCUCCCAGCCAAACUCAGUCAGCAGUUCUGGUCCCACACCGUCGCCGGGGGGCUUCCAGCCUAGCCCGUCCCCCCAGCCCUCACAUAGCCCAGCCACCGCACGCACCCCGCAGAACUAUGGUGUCCCCUCCCCAGGACCUCUCAACACUCCAGGGAACCCCAGUUCAGUGAUAAGUCCAGUCGGUGCCUCUCAACUGGAGGACCAACAGUACAUGGAGAAACUCAAACAGCUUUCCAAAUACAUCGAGCCGCUGCGCAGGAUGAUCAACAAGAUAGACAAAAACGAAGAUAGGAAAAAGGACCUGAGUAAGAUGAAGAGCCUGCUGAACAUUCUCACUGACCCCAGCACAAGGUGUCCUCUCAGGACCUUACAGAAGUGUGAGAUAGCACUGGAGAAACUGAAAAAUGAUAUGGCUGUGCCGACACCACCCCCUCCACCUGUGCCCUGCACCAAGCAGCAGUACCUGUGCCAGCCCCUCUUGGAUGCCGUCAUGGCAAACAUCCGCUCUCCUGUUUUCAACCAUUCCCUGUACCGUACCUUUGCCCCAGCCAUGACAGCCAUCCACGGGCCUCCAAUCACAGGCCCCACCAUCGUGGCCCGGAAGAGGAAACACGAGGAGGAUGACCGCCAGACCAUCCCCAACAUCCUGCAGGGGGAGGUGGCCCGCCUCAACGCCAAGUUCCUGGUUAACCUGGACCCCUCAUUCUGCAGUAACAACGGCACGGUACAUCUAAUCUGUAAACUAGACGACAAGAACCUGCCAAGUGUGCCACCUCUCCAGCUCAGCAUCCCUGCAGACUACCCAGACCAAAGCCCUCAGUGGGCAGACGAUGGGCAAGUGUAUGGUGCCAACCCCUUCCUAAAGAACGUUCACAGAAACAUGACCUCCAAACUCCUACAGCUCCCAGACAAGCACUCUGUGACUGCACUGCUCAAUACUUGGGCCCAGAGUGUCAGACAAGCCUGUCUUUCUGCAGCGUAGACAAGAGGCUCACCUCUUCAUCAAACCUCUGCUGGAGACAACAUAACUUAUCACAGACUGUGCAAACUGAAAAGGGUGGGCUACCUCACCCUGGAACGCCAGCUCUCCCCUACCACCACUAGGGUGUGCUGUUGAGGCUUCAACACAAAAUGGUAUUAUGAGAAAGUCCAUUUGGGGUGUGUUCUGUAAAGAAUUCUAGGGUGAGAAUAUGUAUAACCAAUAACUAAACACUUUUCUGUGUAAAGCUUUGAAGUGUGUAUAUGUGCUCGUAAGGGAAUUUGUCUUUUUGUUAUCAAGAAUAAAUACUUUUUUGCUCACCUGUUUUCAUU
This is a messenger RNA of Oncorhynchus mykiss (rainbow trout), 2867 nucleotides long. Its product is annotated as mediator of RNA polymerase II transcription subunit 15. Lineage: Eukaryota; Metazoa; Chordata; Actinopteri; Salmoniformes; Salmonidae. The record is from RefSeq and is a predicted model, not a curated record. Gene Ontology annotation, molecular function: transcription coregulator activity. Gene Ontology annotation, biological process: regulation of DNA-templated transcription.